Colias croceus (clouded yellow) is the source of this 2894-nucleotide messenger RNA. RefSeq lists its product as uncharacterized. The coding region runs from base 147 to 2792 and encodes 881 amino acids. The transcript is spliced from 5 exons. The record is from RefSeq and is a predicted model, not a curated record. NCBI's taxonomy places the organism in Eukaryota, Metazoa, Arthropoda, Insecta, Lepidoptera, Pieridae.
CGCGUGCGCCGGUGCGCGAUGACUGUUUACAUAAACAGUUGCAUUUCCGGUGUUUGGGUGGUGUGACGUCCUGCUUUGAAAUAAAAGUUUUUCGCGCGUCAGUGCAGUGUUGGAGUAGUAGUCAUUUGUUAUUGUUCAGAGGGAUCAUGAGUUCGAAAAGAUAUAAAUUAAAAAAUAAUCGUGUGAAACGAAUGCUUCUAAUGGUUGACGACACGAUUCAAAGUACUGAUGAGGACUGUGUUGAGAACUGUAAUAAUCUUCCAGAAAUAACUGCUGGGACAUCUACAAGUUCUGCCGAACAACCUAAAUUAAAAGGCCUACUUUGUGUCCCUAUUGACAGUCAAGAUUCUAAUGAAAUAGAAACUUCUUCUAACCAAGCUUUGUCGAGAUAUUAUGGGUUACGAGAUUUACCGAAACAAAAAUACAUUGAUACUGAUCAAGAUUCAUUGCAUGAAGACUUUUCACCGGACUGCUCUGAAUAUGUUCCAAGUCCAGAGAGACCUGAAUCGAAAAGCCCGUUCAGUAACAUUUCAAGUCUUAGCGCUGACUCUCAAUGUAUUAAUAGAAUGAUAACUAAUUCAAAUUUUACUAGCACUCCAUCAACGAUCUCUAACAUAUCAGUGUAUUUAACAAACGUCAAUUUUGUAGCUUCACCCUCAAUCAUAUAUGAAGCAACUUCAGUUUUGUCUCCAUUAAAAAAAUCAAAUACUGUAACAAUAAACCAGUCAAAUAUUGAAUCAAAAACGUUAGAAGAUAGCCAAGAAGACACAACAAUAGACGAAACAUUAAAGCCAGAAGAAACUUUACAAAAAGAUAAUAUAACAUUGACAGAAAAUAUAAAUUGUUCACAAGACCAGGAAGUCAACAGCAAUAACGAGGAUAAAAUUGAAGUUCAAGAGAAUUCGGCAAACAAUACUGAAGAAACAGAUCAUAAUAGUAAUGAAUCUAAUCAACAAAAUCAGCAAGAAUUAGUUACAUCGGAAGAAGAAAAGAAAUUGACUAGAAAACGUAAACAGAAUACGAGUGAAUGGCGCCGUAACAAAAAUAAGGUUCUAAAAAAUUCUGGCCAAGCCUAUGAAGGUUGUAAUACAAAAAAAAAAUUCCCAGGUAAAACAAUAGGUUCCUUAUGUGUGUGUAAAAAAGGUUGUGGACAAAAAUUCAGUGAGUCAGAAAGACAAGCAAUUUUUGAUAAAUUUUAUGGUCUUGCUGACCGUGAACACCAAUGGUUGUAUAUCAGUAGACAUGUUGAAACCAAAAGCAUUAAACGAAUGACCUUAGAUCGUAAAAACAACCGCACACAAACACUUACAUAUUUUUUGAUUUCAAAUAAUGAGCGUAUACCUGUAUGUAAGACUUUUUUUUUAAAUACUUUGCAAAUCGGAGAGCAAGUUGUGUACACAGCAGUAGAAAAAGUUACGAGAGCCGAUGAGGGAUUAAAAGACAAAAGGGGAAUGCAUGACAAUAGACCUUAUAAAAUGAACACUGCUACAGAGGCCACUAUUAAAGCACAUAUUGAUUUAUUUCCUAAAGUGGAAUCCCACUAUACUAGAAAGGAUUCAAAAAGAGAAUAUCUUUCAGAAAAUUUAAAUAUCACGAAAAUGUAUCGCUUUUAUACUGAGUGGUUUAUACAGCAAGGCUACACAGAUAUUGUAAUGGGGACAAAGCGACAAUAUGAAACAGUUUUUAACUGCCAAUACAACUACUCGUUUUUCAAACCAAAAAAAGACCAAUGCACUUCUUGCUCAAUUUAUGAACAGUCAGAUUUGAACGGUAAAGCUACUCUAGAAGAAAAACAUAGACUCCAUUUACAGAAAAAAGAAAAGAUAAGAUUAUUGAAAAAAGAAGAAAUAGAGACAGCUGAUAAAGAUAAUACCACAGUCGCAAUCUUUGACUUGCAAAAAGUAUUGAGUAUACCUCAAUCUGAAGUGGGAACGUUUCAUUACAAACGAAAAUAUCCUUGCUACAAUUUUACCGUUUAUGAUGCCCUUCGGAAAAUAGGAUAUUGUUAUGUGUGGCAUUUUCAAAUAGCCAAACGAGGCAGCACAGAAAUAGGAAGUGCUUUACUAUUAUUUUUCAAGAGUGAACAAGAGAAAGGCAUUCGUACAUUUUCACUAUAUUCAGAUGGCUGUUAUGGUCAAAAUAAAAAUCGGUAUAUUUUUGCUCUGUAUAUUUAUGCUGCCAAACUUCUUGGGAUUUCCAUAACUCAUCGAUUUUUCGAAACAGGACAUAGCCAAAAUGAAGGGGAUUCUAUGCAUGCUUGCAUAGAAAAAAAUCUUAAGCAUAAAGUAUUGUACACUCCUGACCAAAUCUAUAGUAUUAUUUUAAACUCAAAGGUAACUGGUGAAAAAUAUCGCGUGAAAGAAUUGGAUCAGUCUGAAAUUUACGAUUUGAAACCACUCGUAGACGAUAAGCUUUGGCGGUGUGAUAAAAACCAUAAUGUGAGACACUGGGCUGACGUGAUGGAAGUUAGUGUGACUGAUUCAAAUCCAAACAAAUUGUUUUUUAAAUAUAAUUUUGAAGACGAUUGUUCAGAGCUUGAUAUAAACAAUCCUCGUUCUGCCUUAGGUAGACGAAGAGGACGAAAGAGUACUCAAGAUUCAAGUUCUGUAAGUACAGAUAAUAUUGAAUUGAAACGUGCAUACCACCAACCUAUUCCAAUAAGUAAAGCGUUGCAUGCAGACCUUUUAAGUUUAUGUAACAGUGAGGCUAUUCCGCGAUUUUACCAUCCAUUUUAUGAAUCAUUAUCUUGUACUGAAGCCCCGAUUGAAAGCACAUCUGAAGUAGAAGAAUAAUAAACGUGUUGUUUUAAUUAUUUAUUUUCUUAUAUCUUGAUAUAGAUUUUUUGUUCUUUGAGUACUUUUGUGUAUUUUGAUAUAAUUAUUUUGUGUAUAAUU